UUAAAGCUCUAGCAGAAGUUCCAGAGCAACAAAUUCACACUAACAGCCCUAAAGACUGGGCAAGCUAGCCGCUCCCAGUGAGGCCAAACAGGACGUCUCUUAGCGGCCGCGCGAAGGCAGCUAGGCUUGUCCCCUAAGCCGGCCCCAGCUUCAGCAUCAUCACCACUACUGUCUCACCUCGACUGUUUCUCUGACGUUGAUAUGCGUUCUGAAACCGCUGGCUGAUCUCCUACAAAAACUUGUUUGACUGUCGCGACAUUUUUUGUUCAGGACUCCUCUUUCUCCUUCUCCUGACACUUUUCCCUCCAUGAGUUCCGAUCAAGGCUAGCAUCGAACAGUUUACUAGACUGUUUCCUUUCGCAAAGAUUCAAAGCUCACACACCGGCCUCUGACUCCUAUUGCUAUCUGACGCCAAAACAAUUGCAACCAUAGAGGGUACUAUGUUUAGCUUAUCUGCCAAACGCCCCCGAGGCGAUGACAUCGAAGACUACCUACAACACGACAGCAAGAAACCACGUCCGACACCUCUACCACUGCGCGUUUCCCCUAAUUCUCUUCACAAUGCAUCCACUGCCCAACAGAAUCAAUUCGCUUCUCGGUCUAUUCCACCUGCACUUACUCCUGCCGACUCGUCCGACGACGAUGAUGACAAUAACGGUCUGCGAGAUGCAAAUGCUCAGGCUGCGCAGAGCGGUUGGCUUUCUCAGUUGGUCCCUAGACCGCCAGCGCCCGAACCAGAAUCAGCCAUGGACCUUGACAUGGCCGAGUCACAUCCAUUAGCUGGUGGUGAUAACCUUUCGCCAUGGCCUGUCAGUGCCAGAAGCGGUGGGAGCGUACAGCCGUCGCCAAUCCCACAGCAUCUGAUCAACCAGUCGCUCAACAUCAGCGGAGGCCGCACAGCAACUCCAAUCUAUGGACACUUUACCGUUAAUAUGAACGUCGAGGCUAUGAUGGAGGACGAUCCCUCAAUGCCAACACAGGAAUCGGCUCCAAGCAGUAACAGCGAUGAGAGGAAUGGAGAGCCGGAAUGGUGGCGACGCCGACGUCUGCCCAGCCCCAUCAGCGAGGAUGAAGACCGCAUGGGCAAUAACAACCAGAAUUACGGUACGGGAGUCCCGAACGAUCAGGGAUUAUCAGUAACAGACACACCUCCGUUGGGUAUCGCUUCUGGACCAACUUCUUCCUGGUCCGUUGCUCCAGAACGAGGUGAAUGCGGUCGAGAGCAGGACCUUUCGGCUACUCCCAUGGAAGCCAGCACGGCUGCUGUUCUACGGAACCGUUCUUCAUUCGCAGAUUUGGCCGGCAACGGCAGGGAAUCGAUAGUUAAUAACGCGGCAUCCACGGCCGAAAAGGGCAAAAUUAGCUUCUCUAUGGGCUACCGCGCAGACUGCGACAAGUGUCGGCGUAGAGUGCCUGGACACUACAGCCAUAUCAUUCGUUCAUGAUACCCAGUCUUAUAAGGCUCCAUAGAGCGACCUUCACUGUCUCUCUGUGGAGCUCUUCUGAUCUGUCUUCCGUCCAUUUGUGACGUGGACUUUUGGUUAUGUUUUAUUUUUCUUUUCGGAACUUUAUAGAUAAUUAGGCGCUUUAGGCGUUCACUGGCUGGGAUGAGCUUUUCUUCCACUUCUCGGAGGGUUAGAGAUUACAGGGCAAAGGAAAGGGUAUUCACUAUCCUGGGAAAUACAACAAAUGGAAUAGAGUCCCUUCAGCAGGGGCACGGGAAUCGUCUUAUACAAGGUUGCGACUAUGCACAUUCUUUUGUAUUCAUAAACCAACAAUUACCUUUAUCCGCAACCCUUUGGGGAUCUAAAAUUCUUUGGUCUAGAAGAGC
Paecilomyces variotii is the source of this 1831-nucleotide messenger RNA. RefSeq lists its product as hypothetical. The transcript has 2 exons. The coding region runs from base 441 to 1445 and encodes 334 amino acids. The record is from RefSeq and is a predicted model, not a curated record. Lineage: Eukaryota; Fungi; Ascomycota; Eurotiomycetes; Eurotiales; Thermoascaceae.